Messenger RNA from Pteropus alecto (black flying fox), 879 nucleotides. RefSeq names its product ribonuclease T2 (gene RNASET2). Gene Ontology annotation, molecular function: ribonuclease T2 activity; RNA binding. The annotation marks the transcript as partial. The record is from RefSeq and is a predicted model, not a curated record. Lineage: Eukaryota; Metazoa; Chordata; Mammalia; Chiroptera; Pteropodidae. Gene Ontology annotation, biological process: RNA catabolic process. Gene Ontology annotation, cellular component: extracellular region. The transcript is spliced from 9 exons.
GGAGCAGAGGCGGGCCUAAGUUAACGUCCCUUUUCAGGGACAGGCGGGGCCUGGCGCCGGACAGUCUGGCCUCGCGUGGUUUGGACGCCGAGCCUCCGCGCCCCUGCCGUGUUCGUUGUCGCAGACUGCGGCGCGAUGGAGCCUGCAGCGGCUCGCCGCGCCCUCCUGUGCUCCGUCUGCCUGGCGCUGUGGUGCCUGCGCUGCGCGCACGGGCUCCGGAGCAGUGGCAAUCAUGAGUGGGAAAAACUGAUUAUGGUUCAGCACUGGCCUGCCACCGUGUGCAAGGAAAUUGAAAACAACUGUAGAAACCCCCCGGAUUACUGGACGAUACACGGAUUAUGGGCGGAUAAAGCUGAAAAAUGUAAUCGAUCCUGGCACUUUAAUUUCAACGAGAUUAAGGAUCUUGUGCAAGACAUGAAGAUAUACUGGCCUGACGUGAUCCACUCGUCGGAUAAUUGCACCCACCUCUGGAAGCACGAGUGGGAGAAGCACGGCACCUGCGCCGCCCAGCUGGACGCCCUCAACUCGCAGAAGAAGUACUUCGGCAAAGGCCUGGACCUGUACAAGGGCCUCGCCCUCAACAGCAUGCUGGAAAAAUUCGGGAUAAUCCCAUCUGGCAAUUACUAUCAAAUUGCAGAUAUCAAAGACGCCCUUGCCAACGUAUAUGGAGUUAUUCCUAAAAUCCAGUGCCUUCCUCCGAAGCAGGACGAGGAGGUGCAAACCCUCGGCCAGAUCGAGCUGUGCUUCACGAAGGAUCUGCAGCUGCGGAACUGCACGGAGCACAGGGAGCCUGAGGCCCGCGGGCGGGGAGCGUGGCCAGCGGGGGUGGCCACAGGCCUGGAGGUCUGCAAGGAUGGCCCCGCCUUUUACCCCCCACCC